GUGGACGUUGUGCUAACGAAAUCUAUAGGUCUUGUAGACGAGACAAAUUUAUCAAUGUGUAAUGUACACAAUAUUAAUAUCAUUCAUUUUGAGAGCUUUUAUAUUUAAUAGCGCCCUGGGUGACGGGAAGCAAUCGAAGCAAAGAUAAGUGCGUUUCGUGACGAGUGAAAAUUUGCAAUCAUUAUGUUGAUUAAACCCGAAUGGACGACUUUUCGAGCUUCGUGCCCAUUUCUAGUUUUUCUUCGAUGCUCCUCGUAUGUUGACUUGUGCAAGUGGAUUUCAGAACUGUAGGAACGCGGCAAAGCUGAGAGAUCUGGACGCCUUUCAGUAUGUCUGACUCUGGAGAACUGCAUUCGCCUUCGGCGAAGAUAACUCGUCGAUCACUGUCAAAAAAUCCCAAAGGUAGAAAUUUGGAGAGUACAUUCGAAGCGAAAAGUCACGGCGAUCGCCUAAAUCAGGAGAAAAAAAUCAACAGCGCAGAAGCGAUGGAACGUGAGGAUAGCUACAGUUGUAAGCCACAUUCGUUUAAUAGGAAAACUACAGAUAAACAAUCAAAAGCAUAUCUGAAACGGAAGCGUGAUUCUGCGCCAGGCAGUUCGGGUAAAAGCCUAUCAAACGAAGAGCUGGAGACCGAUCCCGACGUUCUUAUGCGACGACAAAAGCAAAUAAAUUUUGGCAAAGCGACCGCCGGAUACAAGAGAUAUGUCGAGAUGGUACCUCGUGAAAAGCGUACGUCGUUGCAUCCCCAGACACCCCGGAAAGAGCUUAAGUACAGCCGGCGCUCUUGGGAUAUGCAGAUUAAGCUAUGGCGGCGCGCUCUACACGUCUACGAUCCAUUAGAAAAUGAGCAUAGGUCGGAAAGUUCUGAAGAAAAUAACACUCAGGGAUCGUCUGGAGAAGACAUUAAAAAAGAAAUUUCUAAGGAAAAUAGGCCACGUAUCACACUGAAUUAAUAUAGAUGGUUGAUGUCGAAAAUUGGUACAAGAGAUUGAUUCAGCUUUAUGACUCAAUGUUUUAUUUGUUCAACAGUGUCGUGUAGAGAACGACAGAUAAACUGUAAGCUGGUUUUAUUGGCUUGGCCAGUUUGGUAAACAGAAUUUUUUUCACACCAGGCACGAACGGACUCAGAUCAAAAACCUUGCAGCGAAUUUUGUCAGAAAUAUAUGCCUAUAUGAAAAUUCAGUCGCUACAUUGGUGGAGUGGUUUUAUGAAGGGAUGGUUAGAGCUUCGCAUUUAAAGGGACUAAUUUUCGAUGUGCUUUUUUCAAAUGUUGUAUCUGCUAAAUUCAUUUUUAUUAAAGCAUCUUGAUGAAUCCUUA
This is a messenger RNA of Varroa destructor (honeybee mite), 1318 nucleotides long. RefSeq names its product Stem-loop binding protein (gene Slbp). The record is from RefSeq and is a predicted model, not a curated record. Gene Ontology annotation, molecular function: mRNA binding; histone pre-mRNA stem-loop binding. Gene Ontology annotation, cellular component: histone pre-mRNA 3'end processing complex; cytoplasm. NCBI's taxonomy places the organism in Eukaryota, Metazoa, Arthropoda, Arachnida, Mesostigmata, Varroidae. Gene Ontology annotation, biological process: mRNA transport; mRNA 3'-end processing by stem-loop binding and cleavage.